Oenanthe melanoleuca is the source of this 956-nucleotide messenger RNA. RefSeq names its product abhydrolase domain containing 14A (gene ABHD14A). The transcript is spliced from 4 exons. The record is from RefSeq and is a predicted model, not a curated record. Gene Ontology annotation, cellular component: cytoplasm. Bases 14 to 760 code for a protein of 248 amino acids. Lineage: Eukaryota; Metazoa; Chordata; Aves; Passeriformes; Muscicapidae.
AGCGGGAGCGGAGAUGCUGCUUGCCCGCAGCCGCCUGGGGCUGCUGCUCCUCGGGGCACUCCUCACUGUCCUCCUGUUCCUCUGGCUGCCGGCCGCCCGGCGCUCCCGGCCUGACCAGGGGCAGCAGGGCUGGCGGGCGGCCAACGGCACCGUGCGCACGGGGAUGGCUGCGGGCGAGCUCCCCGUGUUCUACAGGGAGGUUCCCGCAGCUGCGGGCCCCGGGAGGCCCGAUGUCCUGUUCCUGCACGGCCAGGCGUUCACCUCCAAGACGUGGGAGGCCUUGGGCACGCUGGCACUGCUCGCUGGAGAAGGCUACCGUGCGGUCGCAAUAGAUCUGCCUGGCUACGGGGAUUCGCCCCCAGUGGACAUGGUGGUGACAGCACAGGGCCGGAGGGAUUUCCUGGACCAUGUCCUCCGGGAGCUGGGCAUGCAGAGGCCUGUUCUCGUCAGCCCCUCCAUGAGCGGCCGCUUUGCCCUGCCCUUUCUCCUGGCACACGGGGACCAGCUGGCUGGCUUUGUGCCCAUAGCACCCGUGGGCACCAAGGACCACACUGCUGAGCAGUACCGGCGAGUCCAGACACCCACCCUGAUCCUGUAUGGUGACCGUGACACCAGGCUAGCUCCCCAGGCGCUGCAGAACCUCCAGCACCUCCCUGAGCACCGUGUGGCCGUGCUGGCUGGUGCUGGCCAUGCCUGCUACCUGGACAAGCCAGAGGACUUCCAUCGGGCCCUGCUGGGCUUUCUGCGCCAGCUGAAGUGAGCACUGCCUCCUCCCUGCCAAGCAGAGGGGCUGGGGCGUCCCGAGGGACUGGGAGGCACAAACAGCUGGCAUGAGGGGUGCUGUUCCCUCCGGGCAUAUUCCCAUCACGGGCGGGGGGACGACUGGAGUUGUCCCUUGCCGGCAGGACAGGGUGUCGUCUGUCACGAGGCCAAUAAACUGAUGCUGCUCUGGUUUC